GACCAUCAGUCUGAAUACGAUUUAGAAAACACAAUAUUUAAGAAUGGCAACAGAAUCUUUUUCAUGCGGAUGGAUAGAUUUUCUUACGCGAUGCUUCUACCAUCCUUCUCAAAAUUUACUGACGGUUCAAGCUUGCUUUGAACACUGCUUAUCUGAAGGACGCAGGAGAACUAGAGCAAAGCAGUCUGAUUCGAAAGCUAAAUGGGACCAGACAGUGGCAAAACAAGGAAAAGAAGCAGCAGCACUGGAACUGAUUUUCAACGAAAUCAAAAUCACCGACGAUUUCUUAGAAGCAAUGAAGAAAUUUGGGUUUCAGAUUUGUGAAGUAAUUAAAGAAUUUAUUAAUGAUGCAGAAAUAUUGACUGAAUUACCCUGCAUUUUAGACGCUUACUUACAAUUGAAUAAGACAUUGAACAUGACUAUUACAAAUAAUGGAUCUGCAAAAGAUAUGUUCAUCGUGUUGAAGAAAGAACAAUUCCUGUAUAACUCGAUUCAGCGUCAGAAACCAGUUUUAACAGAUGACCUCAUUGCGGCUAAAAAUGAGUUAAUGAUGCUGAUUAGCGAUAAGUACCAGAGAACCCAAUCAAGACAAGAAACAAUUAGCAGAUUGCAGCCAACACCAGAAAAUAUACCCAAAUUUCAAGGUUCAAUCGACGAAUGCUUUCAUCACCGUACUCAGUCUUUGAAGAUAUAUUGUACUUCUGCUGAGAAGGGUGGUCUUUGCUGUGACAAAUGCUUAACCGAAGAACACAGGGACUGUCAUGAAGAUGCGCACGUAAUCAUUGAAAAAGAAGCCAAUAAAUUGAUUUUGACAAUGGAUGUGCAAUAUGAAACGGAACUCAUACAAACAUUUGCUAAAAAAGUACCAGCAAUAGAUGAGCUUUGUUCGAAGGAACGGAAUACCACGCUAGAUUCAAUACACACAAUGAUGACAAUUGGUUCAGAAAUUGAUCGCGUGAUUGUAGAAUAUGAGAGAGACUUUGCAGCUUUGAAAACCCUGCGAGAUAAAUUAACCCAAUGUGCGGAAUUUUACAACGACAUUGGUACUGAAUGGAAGAUGUGUACUGGAAAAGAUUCAAGCGCUGAUUUUAUCUGUCUUCAAUCGGAAGAUUUCUUUCUGAAUUGGAGUUUAUCGUUUUUACUGACAAUAGAUGUAACUGAAAUGAAACGUGGCUGCUUUACGGCUAGAUAUGAAUGGUGGACAUUCGCAUACGACCAGUACAAGAGACACCAACAGAAGAAAAUUAAUCCAAACGACGAUGGUUCGAAUACGUCUGAAGGUGACAAACCUUGCGCCAAGCAAGUCAAACCAUUACCAGGUAGACCAAGUUAUGAGCAUUAUAAGGAAUCUGGGAACACGCAAGAACGAAAUGCAGACGAACAAGUACAACAACAAAUGCAAAUAGAGAAAACGCGCCAGACCGAAGCCAGCAAGCAGAUGCUAUAUUGCGUUUUUGGGAACUUUGUCUCUAUUCUUGAAGAGCUUGAGUUAAGAAUUGAAAAAGGAGAUAUCAAAAUGCCUAGAUCUAAAAUAUAUUUGGCUGACCAAUCUUACAAAUCUGUUGAAGAU
Dreissena polymorpha is the source of this 1570-nucleotide messenger RNA. RefSeq lists its product as uncharacterized. Lineage: Eukaryota; Metazoa; Mollusca; Bivalvia; Myida; Dreissenidae. The record is from RefSeq and is a predicted model, not a curated record.